This is a messenger RNA of Acanthoscelides obtectus, 828 nucleotides long. NCBI's taxonomy places the organism in Eukaryota, Metazoa, Arthropoda, Insecta, Coleoptera, Chrysomelidae. The record is from the annotation of a GenBank genome assembly.
AUGCAGUCCGGCUUACCUCCGAUCUUUUGGGCUGAAGCCAUCAACACGGCCAACUAUUUGCGGAACAGAUGUCCAUCCAAAAGUCUGAACGGGUUAACACCAUACGAAAAGUGGACUGGAAAGACUCCCGACGUUUCGCAUCUCAGAGAUUUUGGUUGCAAGGUCUUCUGUCUAAACCAAGAUCAGGCCAAGGGGAAGCUAGACGCAAGAUGUAAGGAAGGAAUUUUCAUAGGGUAUUCGGAACAAACGAAAGGAUACAAGGUCUGGUUUCCGAAGGAGAAUAAAUUCGUAGUCACGAGGGAUGUUAAGUUCUUGGAAAACGCAGAAGUCACAAGCCAAGAAUGGACAGAUUUUAUUCUGGAAGGAUCAUCCAAGGAGAAUGAAUCUGAGACGCAUACUAUCGAAGUACAGCUAUCCCCAGUUGUCGAGAACGAAAAUCCAGAACAUGAAUCUCCUACAACGGAACAAGUAGAGCCCGAGGUUGAUAACGAUUCUGAGCCACCUAGGCGUGCCCGCGGGAGACCCAGAAUUCGGCGAACUGGUUCGAGGGGAAGACCUAGAAAGAUAUACAGGUACAGGACACCCCCGAGAGGUUCAGCACUCUCUUCUGAAGAGGUAUUACUGUCCGAGGUCCCGAUGCAUCAGGCAGUCAGAGGCGAGGACGCUGACGAAUGGCACAAGGCGAUGGAAGACGAAGUGGCAUCUAUCUUGAAGAAUGGUACUUGGGAAUUAAUCGACCGACCAUGUAACCAGCACAUCGUUGGAAGCCGUAUUGUCCUGAGAAACAAGUACAAGCCUGAUGGAACUAUAUUAUUAUUAUCAUUAUAA